AUGGAAAUUAAAUAUUUUUUAGUAUUAUUAGUUGGCUUUUUAUUAGUUUUACCAAGUAUUGUCAAUCCAUAUAGAAAAGGUGUAACAAUUACCAAUCAGCAACCAAAGAUCAACAUUUAUCAAUUAGAUGUUAAUAAUCCUCAUAAUCCUAAUAAUAAUCCUCAUAAUCCUCAUAAUCCUAAUAAUAAUCCUCAUCAUCCUCAUCAUCUUCAUCAUCAUCAUCAUCAUCAUCAUCAUCAUCAUCAUCAUCAUCAUCAUCAUCAUCAUCAUCAUCAUCAUCAUCAUCAUCCUCAUCAUCCUCAUCAUCAUCCUCAUCAUCAUCAUCAUCCUCAUCAUCAUCAUCAUCAUCAUCAUCAUCAUCAUCAUCAUCAUCAUCAUCAUCAUCAUCAUCAUCAUCAUCAUCAUCAUCAUCAUCAUCAUCAUCAUCAUCAUCAUCAUCAUCAUCAUCAUCAUCAUCAUCAUCCUCAUCAUCAUCCUCAUCCUCAUCCUCAUCCUCAUCCUCAUCCUCAUCUUCAUCCUAAUCCUCAUCCUCAUCCUCAUCCUCAUCCUCAUCCUCAUCCUCAUCCUCAUCAUCAUCCUAAUCCUAAUCCUCAUCCUCAUCCUCAUCCUCAUCCUCAUCAUCAUCAUCAUCAUCAGGAAGCGAGUGAAUGUUUAUCUUACCAGGGAAAUAGAAACCGAUUAUUUAUUAAAAGGGAUUAUUAG
This is a messenger RNA of Dictyostelium discoideum AX4, 702 nucleotides long. RefSeq lists its product as hypothetical. Gene Ontology annotation, cellular component: extracellular region. Bases 1 to 702 code for a protein of 233 amino acids. The transcript has 2 exons. The record is from RefSeq and is a predicted model, not a curated record. NCBI's taxonomy places the organism in Eukaryota, Evosea, Eumycetozoa, Dictyosteliales, Dictyosteliaceae.